Onychostoma macrolepis is the source of this 2562-nucleotide messenger RNA. RefSeq names its product SIM bHLH transcription factor 2 (gene sim2). Gene Ontology annotation, molecular function: RNA polymerase II transcription regulatory region sequence-specific DNA binding; DNA-binding transcription factor activity, RNA polymerase II-specific; protein dimerization activity. The coding region runs from base 573 to 2396 and encodes 607 amino acids. Lineage: Eukaryota; Metazoa; Chordata; Actinopteri; Cypriniformes; Cyprinidae. The transcript is spliced from 10 exons. Gene Ontology annotation, cellular component: nucleus; cytoplasm; transcription regulator complex. Gene Ontology annotation, biological process: regulation of transcription by RNA polymerase II. The record is from RefSeq and is a predicted model, not a curated record.
AUCUGCGGACUCUGAGAGGAAUAUUCAGAGGACUAAAAAGGAAAAUUAAAAUUUUAACAUGGAGAUAAACACGGGCUCGUGAAAUGGAGGACUGGAGAACAUGGACACACUGAACAGACGUUAACCGUAAACUCAUCUUUACUAUUCUUACUUGUAUGACCGUCAUGGAUUUAUUAGAAGUUUGUAUUUUUUUUUUUUAACGUUUUAAAUCAAAGCGCCUUUCUAAAGUAGAAGUGAUCAGAAUCGAAAUCUAAUGCGACAGGACUAUCUGAUUUAUUGAAGGACUUUUCUGCAAAGACUUUCAGCGUGUGAAGAGUUUAGUCCGUGUUAGAGGAGAUUUCCAGUCGCUUCAAUUUAUGCAUUUUAAUUCACAAUAAAGCCCAGGACUCUUUAUGCCAAAGGCCGUCAAUAGCCGAUCUUUCACUGCAACAGAAACGGAAAACGCGCAGGACAACAAUUAAUAAACCGAGCAACGCGUUCUAGCGAGGGACCAUGAUCUCAGCGUCGCGUUCAGCUCGAGACUAGCGACCGACGGCAGCGCUUUACACGCGUUUCUUCUCCAUGUGUCAGAAAUGAAGGAAAAGUCCAAGAAUGCUGCGAAGACACGAAGAGAAAAAGAAAAUGGAGAAUUUUAUGAACUGGCCAAACUGUUGCCGCUGCCCUCGGCCAUCACAUCUCAGCUGGACAAAGCGUCGAUCAUCAGACUGACCACAAGCUACCUGAAAAUGAGAGCCGUGUUUCCAGACGGGCUCGGAGAGGCCUGGGGUCAGUCGGCAAGGGUCAGUCCUCUGGACAUCAUGGCCAAAGAUCUGGGAUCUCACCUGCUGCAGACUCUGGACGGGUUCGUGUUUGUCGUCGCGUCUGAUGGUAAAAUCAUGUACAUCUCAGAAACGGCUUCGGUACAUCUGGGUUUGUCACAGGUGGAACUGACUGGUAACAGCAUAUUUGAGUACAUUCAUCCAUCAGACCACGACGAGAUGAGCGCCGUGCUGAGCACACACCAGCCGCUGCACCCGCACUUCCUGCAGGAGCUGGAGAUGGAGCGCUCGUUCUUCCUGCGCAUGAAGUGUGUUCUGGCGAAGCGGAACGCGGGACUCACCUGCGGCGGUUAUAAGGUGAUCCACUGCAGCGGGUACCUGAAGCUGCGUCAGCUGCUGAUGGACGUGUCUCUGUUUGAGUCCUGCUAUCAGAUCGUGGGGCUGGUGGCGGUCGGUCAGUCUCUUCCUCCCAGCGGCGUCACCGAGAUCAAACUCCACAGCAACAUGUUCAUGUUCCGCGCCAGUCUGGACCUCAAACUCAUCUUCCUGGACAGCAGGGUGGCCGAGUUAACGGGUUACGAGCCGCAGGAUUUGAUUGAGAAGACUCUCUACCAUCACGUCCACGGCUGCGACGUCUUCCACCUGCGAUACGCGCAUCAUUUACUGCUGGUGAAGGGGCAGGUCACCACCAGGUACUACCGGAUGCUGGCCAAACACGGCGGCUGGGUUUGGGUGCAGAGCUGCGCCACCAUCGUUCACAACAGCCGCUCGUCCCGGCCGCACUGCAUCGUCAGCGUCAACCACGUCCUCACGGAUGUGGAAUAUAAACAGAUGCAGUUCUCUCAGGACCAGAGCAGAUCCAGACCGCCUCUCUCCUAUAAGACCUCAAGUCUCGCAGCUCCUCAGGACUCACGCAAACAGCUGAAAGCCAAAGCAGCCAAAGUCAAAAGCAAACCCAAAGCGUCCCCGUAUCCGCAGGUAAGAGCGCUCACAGACUCCCCCGGGAACGGUUUCCAGACCUCGCUGCAUGCUGAUGAAGCGGAGUGUCCCUCGUGGAAGUCGAGUCCCUGCAGCCUGCCGUCCUGUCAGGAGCAGACGCACGUCCCCGAGCCGUGCUACACACUGUCCUACGCACACACAGCUGCGCAGACACAGACGCAGACGAGAGCCGUCCGCAGAGAAACGCCCUGGAGCUGCAGCGGCGCAGAUAAAGCUGCGGCACACCUGCAGACGCCUGCGCACUGCUGCGCAUACUCAGGUCCGGCGGCCGACGGCGCAUUCACAGCCCAGCUGCUGCAGGGCUACAGACCCGGCGGGGCGUUUAAAGAGGAGCCGGGUCAGAACCGCAGCAGCAGAGAGCAUCAGGCGCUCCAGGGCUUCGGCCAGCAGACGCAGAGACACAGACUCUCGGAGCAGAACCACGCGGAGGACAAGAGACUGCUGGUGGCCCAGAGCCGAGUCGCUCUCAACCUCCACCACGUCUGGGCCAAACACGUCCCAUCAGGACCCUAUGCUCUCAGCCACUUAACGGAUGGGUACCGGGCCGAGGAGGUGCACCGGACCCAGAGCCCCGCCGGCGACGCACACCGCGUCCCUCAUUACAUCAGCACCUCCGUCAUCAUCAGCAACGAGAGGUGACCCGCUGCGCUUAUGCAAAACUACAGAGCAUCUGUUCACAUGCGCAGGAAUAUCUGUUUGACCCGGGAUUCUACAGCCAUGACGUCUGGAGUACGGAGAGGACACCUUUCGGUCAUUCAGGCCUCCAGACGAACCUUAUAUGUGACCCUGGACCACAAAACCAGUC